AUGCGAAGCGGCUUGUCCGCGACAGGAGAGAUGCAGCCUCUGGCAUCGCAGCAGACACCCUUAGACUUAGAUGCGGAAGCUUUGCUUACAAGAUGCUCCCGGUCACGGCCUUUGAGACUCGAGGACGAGGAUGCGGGCAGGAUGGGAUCGCCGCGUCCGCGCGGCAAGCGGCAAAAGCUCUCUGAGAGCCCGAGCCCGUCGCGGCUGAGAGGCCAAGCUCUGCUUCAGUGGCUCUGGAAACGCCGUCUGGACAGAGGGGUUGACACUGCAGGCAAAGUGGCGGAAGCAUCCGGUGGUGCUGACAUCGAGUCUGUUGCAAAGCCCAUCCGCAAUGCGAAACAGCUGCUGCAAGAACAGCUCAAGCAGUUCAAGCAGCUCUUAGAGAACCGGGAGAGCCCCGAGACUGAGUUUGGGCUGUCGGCUGCACCAGCUGUGGUGGCCACAAGACCAUAUCGCAAGAACCAGAAGGCACCGUCGGAAGGCGGCACGGUUCUCCUGCCUCCCACGUGCCUGCAAGUCGAUGCCGUGCUCGGUGCGGAAGCGACGGACGCCUGGGACAAAGUGCAGCGGAAGGUGCUCCUCGAGGCGAAGCGCGCGGAGCGCCGCAGCGCCCAGGCAGCCAAGGCCUCUCCGAGCGGCGCUGCGUCCUCCUUUCUUCUGCCGUGGAGGAGCCUGGAGCUGUCCUUGGAGGCUUCCUUCUUUCAGAAGGCUCAUCUGCAGCUCCAAAAGCGCUGUGAUUUGGAGCCCGGUCGACGAGUGCUGAUGCGACAGCUCGGUGGGCAGCCGACGGCGGGUCUCUUCGAAGACCCAGCCGCAGGCUCGGCGAUGGCCAGCGCGGCCCUGAACGCGGCUCUCGUGGGAUUUUUGCCGGCCGAGAGCACCGGCAACGAGUUCCAGGCUGCGACUUUGCUGCCGAGCAAACGGAGCGGUAGCCUCGCAGAGCUCCUGGAAAAAGCUCGGCCGGGGCUCCUGGGAAGCUGGCAUCCAGUGGGCCCCGCCGCUUCCCUGGCUGUGCCCACUGCUGCGGGAUGCAAGGAUGCCCUCUUAUGCACACGACUCUUUCGGGACACCUGCGUGGGCCUUACCAGCACAUUUGCGGGGCGCAUGGCAAGAGAAGGGCUCACAGAAGAUCAGCCCUUGGCAGCCUCUGGUGGCCAGGAGCACUGUUUCUGCAACUUCUGUUCCGAGUGGCUCUCCCGCAGCAGCAGCAAGUCGCAUCAGUGCCAAUCGCAUGUGGGCAAACCACAGGCGAAGACAGCGAAGCCGCGACUGAAGAUCUUCCACCAAUCCUGGGAUGGACUCGAGCUCCGACUCUCCUUCCAGCACAGCCGGCAGACAGUGGAGAUUUCCUGCGAUGCCGUCCUUGAGAAUGCUUUCAAGCGCCUGCUCUGGCCCCAGGUGUGGGAACCGAAGCAGGUAAGCAGCAGCUGGCGUCUGACAAAGUCUCAGAGCGAGCCCUGCCAGAGCUCUCCCAUUCGGAAUUUGAGCCUCAAGGUGCCCUAUGAGAACUUGGCGCAGCCUGGCCGGUUCCUCCUCUCCUCGUCUCAACUGGCCAUGCUGGGCUGGAUGCGGCGGCAAGAGCGACAAUCUGUCUUCAAGUCUCAGCAGACCAUCCGUCAAGGCCUCUGCGAGACGGAUCUAGCGCUGGAGCUGCAGCUUACUCGCGAGUUUGAGUCCUCUGGUGGCCUCGUCCUCACCAGGGGCCCGAACGAAGAGCCCUACUUCGACCGGGCCGUGGCGACCUCUGUGCUGGCCCUGACGGAGGAUAGUGAAACUGCUAAGCCAAGUCCGAUGCUGAACAAGCGCAGGUGUCGUCUUGAAGCCACGGGCACGCUCAUCCUCGUACAGCAGCAAAGUCUCCCACAUUGGCAGCAAGCGUUGGAGGCCGCUCCGCUGUCGCGGCGGCGCGUGGUCAUCAUUGCCAACCAGCGCAAGAUGCGAAGUCUCACAGUCGCCGAGGUGGUGGAGGCUGACCUGAUCUUGGUGUCCGUGCAGCUCUUCAGUUCAGAAGCGUAUCAGCGCCACUUCGACAGCCUCUCGAAGCCCGGACUACAAGUUUGGGAUGCGUCCUCACUGCAGAAGCGGAUAGAUACGGUGCAGGGCCAGGGAGACUUGGAGCCAGAGGAUCUGUGCCAAGACGUUGAGGGAAGCUUUGAGCAGGGUGACCUGGUUACGAUCCACGGACUCAUUGCGAAGGCCCACCUCAACGGUCGCCGCGGCCAGUUGAUCGGUUGGCAGGAGGACACGGGGCGCUGGUCCUGCUUGCUGGAGCCAUCGAAGUCACCCAAGGUACCGAAGUCCACAGCCAAGAGAAAGAGGUCCAGUCCUGAAAGCGGCCAACUCAUCAACGUCCGCCCCUGCAACUUGAGGGCACUGCGGCCAGGAGUUCGAAAGGCCUCGCCGCGAAAGCGGCUCGUGGAGACGCCCUUGAAGGUAUCAAAGUACUACGCCGAACUGCGGUCACGAGAAGAUUACAUGGCCCGACGCCAGGUGGAGUUGGAGCGGCACACCUUCCGCCUCGUGCAGCAGGCCGUGUCCACGGGCUUGUCGAAAGCAAACGAGGAGCCCUUGGCGAACACAGAAGAGGCUGCGCCGGAAGUUAUGGAGAAGGUUCAGUUCCCGCUUCUCGCGUCAUCUGCUUCCGAAGUCACCGGCAGUCCCGCAUUGCUGGAGAUGUUCCGCUUUAGACGCCUGGUGAUUGACGACUGCCACCUUAUGGCAAGGGCCUUGGGGGAGCUGGUGUCCAGCCGUAGCUCCCACAGUGGUGGCUUGAGCCAGUACCUGGGCAAGGUGGCGCCGCUUUAUGCCGUCCAUGCCAUCGAAGCCCACGCCCGUUGGGGCAUCGCUCCCCUGACGUCCGUCACUUGCAAUGAGGGGGUGUCUGACGACGUGGCGCCGAUGGCUUCCUUGCUGGGGAUACAGAUCCCUUGGUGCGACCACCUUGAGGCCAACCGCUUCCUGGAGAGCCACGCGACAGCGGCAGAGGACUGUCAUAAGCGAAGGGCAACGUUGGCCCUGGAGCGCAGCGACAAUGCCGACGGUAAAUGUGGUAUUUCAACUCAGACCUCCGGUCUCCUGUCCAGGAUCCGCCACCUCUUCGUCCCAUUUUGUGUUGGAAUCAAGCGCCCAUACUGGAAGGUCUGCUGUAGCUGCCCCUCUGCCUUGCGACCUUCUUCCCGCUCAGACUUGGUUUCCUACGGGGCUGCUCGCACUCCAAUGGCCAUGGAGGCAACGAUGCCUCAGGCUUGGAUGACGAAGCCUUUGCUAAGGCCUUUCAGUGUCCUUGGUGCGUCGAGCAUGCAGCAGCUGGCGGCUCCGCUGCUGAAGCCCGCAAUGCCCGCGCGGCCCAUGCCGCCUGUGAUGGCUUCAGUGCCACCACAGGCAAGCAAGGAGGUCCUAGAGGAGACUGCGGCGGCCACACCAACGACAGGGCUUACGGACUUGUGCAAGAAAGACUCCAUGGUUUUUGAGAUUGGCAUCUCCUUCGUGGUGCUGCACUACCAAUCCAUCUUUAUCGGCGUCAUGCGUUGCCUGUUCCAGGCUUUCCGUCCUCUGCUGAUCCUCUUCAUCUUCGGACAAAUCAUUAAGGCAGUUUUCUUCAUUGCGGGUGCGCCGAUUUGGAUGUCAUUCUAUUCCAUCUGGAUGUUCGAGGUCAGCUUGCAUCAUCUUGCAUCCGUUAGAGCGAGAACGUUUGCUGCGACUGUGCCUUACGCAAAUCAAUAUUGUUCCUGUUCUUGA
Molecule: messenger RNA, 3738 nt
Organism: Symbiodinium sp. CCMP2592
Lineage: Eukaryota; Dinophyceae; Suessiales; Symbiodiniaceae
Source: the annotation of a GenBank genome assembly